GUCAUUCAUAGACUUCUGACAAAACAUGAUAACUGAUUAGAUUUGUUAUAAGUAGCUUACAGUCUGGAAUAUAACGGCUAAUAACCCAAAAAUAGUCGCAUAUGUAAUAUUAUCGUUUGUUUUAUAACAUCAUGAAGGUGCACAUACUAUUUCUUGCAACUCUCAGUUUAAUAUGUUCUACUAUUGCAAAACAAAGUGCAGAUGUCAUCAACAGCGAAAAUGACAAACUUUUCGAUGCAGAGAAGGACAAUACCAUUCUCAAAGCGAUUGUGAACAAAUACGCAGACAGGUUAUUCGAAAAUAUUCACAACUUCGCUAUCACACAUGGCUUGGACCCGAUGCCUUUGCAAGAUUAUACCAAAAAGGAACUUGGAACACACGUAAUUUUGACUAAUGGUACCUUUAACGGCGUUUCAACAAUAAAGAGAGAUGGCGAUGUGGUACUGACGUACAAUCACAACAAAAGGGUCUUAGAUGCCCAAGCUCCGAUCCAGUUUUCAAACCUGUCCUUUCAUUACCACUUCGAUGUUGGAGUAGGACUAGUUAAGGAAAAAGGCGGAUUUACAGGACUUAUGAAGAAUUACAAAGUGGUUGUUAACCUGGAGUUUGACUUCAAAACGUACCAUGUGAAAGUGUUGAAGCUAAGCUGGGCUUACGGCCAAGCAGAUAUCCGCUUUGAUGGAAACGUUCUAGGCAUCAUAGCAAAUACCAUAGGCCACGUUGUAGCACUUUUUCUAAGUCCAUUCGUUAUAAAUCCAACAUUAGCAACAAUCGUAAACAUUGUGCUCGUUAAAGUAGCUUCAAUUGUGAAUAAAAUAAUAGACAGGUUUUUGCAGCGCAAUUCUACCGAUGUUGUGGGUUCCCUGAUAAAAUCUUUAUAUUAGCUUCAUUUAUUUUAGUUUCAUUACGAUGUAUUUUGUAAUUAAAUAAUAUUGAAAAAUUAG
This is a messenger RNA of Acanthoscelides obtectus, 944 nucleotides long. The record is from the annotation of a GenBank genome assembly. NCBI's taxonomy places the organism in Eukaryota, Metazoa, Arthropoda, Insecta, Coleoptera, Chrysomelidae.